This is a messenger RNA of Cydia strobilella, 5695 nucleotides long. It is a transcript of the gene oxt, whose product is annotated as xylosyltransferase oxt. The record is from RefSeq and is a predicted model, not a curated record. The coding region runs from base 139 to 2847 and encodes 902 amino acids. Gene Ontology annotation, biological process: heparan sulfate proteoglycan biosynthetic process; chondroitin sulfate proteoglycan biosynthetic process. The transcript has 4 exons. Gene Ontology annotation, molecular function: protein xylosyltransferase activity. NCBI's taxonomy places the organism in Eukaryota, Metazoa, Arthropoda, Insecta, Lepidoptera, Tortricidae. Gene Ontology annotation, cellular component: membrane.
GUCGAACGAACUUGUGGCGAAAAUGUUUUUGGUUUUAUUAAGCUUAAAUAUCGUAUAUCAACACAAUAAAAUGUAUUAGUGACAUUUAACGAGUUCCUCUCGUAGUGAGGUUUAAAAUGAAAGUGUAUUAUAUUCGUAAUGGCUAUUUUUUGUCGCAGAUUUUAUUACAAGUAUGGAAAGUGCUUAUUGAUAACAAUUUUGAUAGCAUUUUUUGCUCAAAUUCUCAUCGCUAUUAAUUAUUUUCCUUCUGCUAAUGACAACUUACUGUACAAUGCACAUAAAUCUUCUGCCAAGCAAGAGUUGGGAGACGUUUCGGCUCGAAAAAUUGGUCCGGGUUUCGACGAUGACGAAGAUUUUCCGGCGAAAGCCAAGGCUCAAAAUAAACCUGUCGCUCAUUUGCGGGUAGAAGAACUAGAUUUUAAACCAAUUUGCGAGAUAAGAAGUCGAGAAGCGAUAUCUGCUAUUCACAGGGCCAAGACGCAAUCUUGUAAGGAACAGAUAGUUAAUAAAACUUGCUUGAUUCAGGGUGGUAGUUUUUACCCUAGAUCAUUACCAAAUAAUUGCCAAGGCAAAGGAAUGACUUAUGGAAAACAUUUAGGUUGUUAUCAAGAUGAGAAGAAGCUGAGAAUACUUUCUAGUUUUUAUGGGAAUUAUGCUAACACUAACUCUAGGGUGGCUUGUUUGGAUAUCUGUGUACAAGCAGGAUUUCCUUAUGCUGGAGUACAAUAUGCUUCAGAGUGUUUUUGCGGAGAGAAUGUUCCUUCUGCGUCAGCUAAGAUUUCUGACGCUGCCUGUGACAUGAAAUGUCCUGCUGACCCCACUAGUACCUGUGGUGGUUAUUUUACAAUGAAUGUGUUUGAAACAGGACUUGCUAAAUUCAAUUCAGUUACUCCAGCAGUUUCAAGCAGCACCAAUAAGCCAGUCAGAAUUAUAUUUCUUUUGACAUUAAAUGGACGCGCGUUACGACAAGUUCACAGACUCAUCAAUGCUCUCUACAGAACAAGUCACUUUUUCUACAUACAUAUUGAUGCGCGCCAAGAUUACUUGUUCAGGAAACUGUUAGCUAUUGAAAAACAAUUCUCAAAUAUCAGAUUGGCCAGAAACAGAUUUUCCACCAUAUGGGGUGGAGCAUCUUUGCUUACUAUGCUUUUAACAUCUAUGAAAGAUAUUAUAAAUUUAGGUUGGCAAUGGGACUUUGUAAUCAAUUUAAGUGAGAGUGACUUCCCAAUCAAAUCUUUGGAGAACAUUGAAAGCUUCCUAGCUGCUAAUAAAGGUCUCAAUUUUGUCAAAUCUCAUGGAAGAGAGGUACAAAGAUUUAUUAAAAAACAAGGACUGGAUAAGACAUUCAUUGAAUGUGAAACUCACAUGUGGCGUGUUGGCGAAAGGAAAUUACCUAGAGGAAUAAUCAUUGAUGGUGGAAGUGAUUGGAUAGCAUUGUCGCCUAAAUUCGUCUCUUACAUAAUAGGUAAACAAGAUGAAUUGCUGGCCGGAUUAGACAUCGUUUUUCAGCACACUCUCCUACCAGCAGAAUCAUUCUUUCACACUGUUUUAAGAAAUUCUCAUUUUUGCAAUACUUAUGUCGACAACAACUUGCAUGUGACCAAUUGGAAAAGGAAAUUAGGCUGCAAAUGUCAAUACAAACAUGUGGUCGAUUGGUGUGGAUGCUCUCCUAAUGACUUCAAGACUGAAGACUGGCCAAGAAUUCAGAACACCCAAGACAGACAGUUAUUUUUUGCAAGGAAAUUUGAGCCUAUUAUUAAUCAGGAAAUUAUUACUAGAGUUGAAAGUUUUAUUGGAUUAAAUGACCAUCAAUUAAUACAGAAUUUGGAAGCGUAUUGGCAGAGCAUUUACAACACAGAUGAUCUAACAGCUAGCACUGACGACACCCUAAUAACGCACGCAGAAAGCGUGAUUCGUCAGAAUGCAAAAAUUCUACUUGAUAAGGGGUGCUCGUUAAAUACCGAUGAGAUUAUUGAAAUAAACACGUAUAACUUUGCAGAUGUAUAUAAAGGAAAUCUGAUAUUACAUAAAGUAUUUACGGAAAAUGGCGAAAGCGUGUUGAUGGAGACUUGGUAUAAGCCACAAAAACAUUUAGAAUUAAAUUUUGAAAGUAGUUAUGUAGACAAUGUUAAGAUAUUUAAAGUAAGCUCACUGUAUGAUCAAAAAGAAAUGAUUUUUAGAAAUUUAGGUUCUAUUUUGGGUCCUCUAUCUGAACCAAAUUUGUUGUAUCGAUUUGCACCUCACUUUGACAAGCAGUUUGAAAAUUUAACUGUUCUCUGGAUGGAUCCGGCGGGGUUAAUAGCGGAUAUUAAUUACAUCCACCUAGAAGAAAAUAAUCUUACUAAUUUUAUCAAACCCAGCCUCAAGGUGCCACUGUUGCCUGGAGUUUGGAAAGUUGGACUUUUUGAAAGUAAGUCAAAUUUAAUAGCAUUAACAAAAUUCCUGAUUACACCAUUACAGUAUUUCUCGGGGAAAGAACUUUCUCACCAAGAAGCAAAUAUAAUACACAGUGGGUCACAGAGUGCUUAUAAAAACUUUUCCCACAUUAAGCAUAUUAACUUUUUGCCUGGGCCUGAUGACAGUUUAUUGUUACAAAAAAUUUCUUCUUCCAAUACCAAAAGAAUACAGCAGGAUUUGAGAGAGUGGAUAGAUGGAUUAACUUCAGACUUUUACAAUGUUUUAGGUUCAUGUGUAGCAUCAACUAGUAAUAGUCCUGACAAAAAGUUUAUUUGUGGUAAGCAUUCAUUUAAAUACUGCAAAUCUACAGAAUGGAGCUCCUUGUCGCCAGACCCUAAAGGGUCUAUAGGUACAUUAAACAUUAAGACUGGUCGCCUGGAAAGGGCAUGACGAAUAAAUACUUACCGGAUUAAUAAAUGAGUGAACGUAUGACGAAAGUAUUAUGAGUUGUGACGGUAUAAAUCGGUCAUGGUUGUUACUGUUGUUAGUAAAAAUAUUUGUUUUAAUAUGUUUUUAAAGUUGUUAGUUAUAUUGUAAUUUAAACAUUAGGCUGGUCCGAGACGCUAAGAAAGGAAGAGCUUUGCUCGUUCUAUCUCUACCUACCUUCUACAUUCUGGUAAGUGGACUAUGUGUAAACAAUGUUAGAAGCGAAGACAGCUUGUAGAGUUAGACCAAGCUAACUCUGCAGCGAAUUUGAUAGCCCAGAGCGUGAAAGUGUUAUCAUAAACGUCUAGAAAUUAUGGCGUUUAAUAUAACACUUCCACGCUCUGUGCUAUCAAAUUCGCAGCAGAGUUAGCUUGGUCUAACUAGACGAUAUUCUCCAUAUUGACCUCAAUUAUAGGAGGUAAAUUCCAUUAUAGUUUAUUUACUUAUAUAAAAAAAACUUGAUACCGUGAUCCAAAACAAGGUCUGCUAUCCCAAUUCAUCAAUUUAAUGAUGAUUUCAUUUAUUAUAACGUCCCUUUGACUUACAGACUACCUACUAAACUUAGCAAUACUAACUAAAACUUUGCGGUUUUUAGCGAUAAGACCGCCUGUUAUUACCUGGUUCUGUUUUCCUUUAAAAUGUCUGUAAUUUUACAUGUAUGUAAAAUGUAUUUUCAACACACUUGCUCAAAACGGUGUUUUUAUUCCACCGAUUUUUGGCUCAUAAUCCUAGAUAUUAAACACCCGUGCUGUUUCAGUAUAUUAUAACACUUGUGGUUUUUCAUUAUAUUAUCCGACUGAGUUAAGAAGGUAUAUGCAUGGAUACGGAGCCUUCUUUAAUCGGUCGGACUGGCGGGCAUCGGCGCGCCCGACCGCUUGUUGCGGCCCGCCCGCCGGGGCGAGGGGCGGCCGGCAGUAUGACAGAUUUUAGACUUACUGUUUUAACAAUUAAAAUUUGAUUAAUAUGAAAGUUUUUUUUUUUUGUGCAAGUGUGUUGAAACGCGUGUGCAUUGGUCAUUACACACAUCGGCUUUCUUAUUGCGGGCUCGCUUACAGCUCGCGCGCACAAUAUCGUCUCGUGUGUAAUGACCAACUUAGCACACUUGUGUCACAAUGUACUAUUAUUUAUUGGUGCAAUAAAGAAUAUUUCACUUACUUAAACUGCCUAUUAGUGAGAAAUAAUUAUUGGGGCAAGUAUCGUGCGGUGAAAAUAUUAUUUUUACUCGUCGCCAUACAUUUUGUACUGAUCGAGCAGCAGUCAAGCUAAAAAGGUAAUUUGAUGACACGAAUUCUUCUCGAAUUAGUCAGUUCGUUCAGUGAUAUGUUCUGUAACGUAUUUGAGUCAUUUCUUUAGGUUGUAAAGUUGUAUAUAAUAGGUACAUUUAGUCCCCACAAUUGUUAUUUGUAACCACUUCUAUCCAUCCUAUCUGCCAUUAGUGCCAUUAAAUACCAUAAACAUAGGAAACUAAUACUCACCUAGUUAUUUUAUUAGUUACGUAGGUAAGUAUAAGUACUCGAAUUUCCUGAGACAUUUUGUUUACAGCAAAGGGGAAACAGUUAAUUAUUGAAUCAUUAUAUAUAUAUAUAUAUACCACGCAUAAUCGUAAUAAACAUUGGAGAACCCACCAUAUUGUCGCGCAAUAAAUUCCAUAUUCAAACUGGUUUUUCAAUGGCUGUUAGGGCCCAUACGCACCUGCAGUAGCCACCGCGGCAGCGCGCUGCAAGACGGCCCGCAAUCUUUUACAUUCAACCGAUACGCGCUUAACCACAAACUGACCGUAGGUAUGAUAUGGUUGCAACUGAAAGUGUAGGUACAUGAUACAUGGCCUUGCGUGGCGUGGCUGAGAAUGUAGAUCUGUGUAUGUACUAUAUGUUUCUGUAAUAACAAUAACGAAGAAAUGAGCUACUUAAUUAGGUAUAGCCAUAAGAUCCCGUUUGAAUAAAUCAAUGUAUUUUUAUGGGUUAAUUAUUUUAUUAAACCAAGUCAAUACAGUUAUUCAGCUUAGUUAUUAAUUAUAUUGUUACUCUCAAAGCAUUCAGGUCAAACACCUAGUCCUAAGUGGACGCAUUUUUAAUCUAGUCGGAGUCUAGGGUUUGCUCCCGGGAAAUACCGGUACCGAAUGUAACAUCAUUGACGUUAUGAAGAGGUGUUUUUUUUAGCGUUUAUUCGACUAGAAUGGAUUUUGUUAUUAUUUUUGAACCUACUUAAAUGGGUUUUUUUUUAUGCAUGUUCUAUAAGACAGAAACAAUUGUAAAUAUAAAACAUUGUACUAUUAUUACCUGAAAAUCGUUAUUUACGAUUAUUUGUGUAUCGUAUGUUUAUAAAAACCGGCCAAGUGCGAGACGGACUCGCGCACCGAGGGUUCCGUACUUUUUAGUAUUUGUUGUUAUAGCGGCAACAGAAAUACAUCAUCUGAAAAUUUCAUCUGUCUAGCUAUCACGGUUCAUGAGAUACAGCCUGGUGACAGACAGACGGACAGCGGAGUCUUAUGUCCCGUUUUUACUCUUUGGGUACGGAACCCUAAUAAAAAGAAUAUCGAAUGUUACCUUUGGAAACUUAAAACAUGCUUGCAGUAAUAAAAAACGUCUCUUUGACUGGCGUUCCGUUCCAUUCAGACAACUUAUUAAGAACGAUUUUUCAAUAUUAAAAAAUAAACGUGUUAUAAUGAUGAAGAGGUAAGUAAUAAAAUAUGAAGUAUGUAAAUUUUUCGUAUUUUUACAUGAACAGUAGGUUUUUAUGUUGAUUACGACGUUUAAAUUAAACUAAUAUUAACACUCAUUGAUAAGUAGUCAUGAAUUGGAACAAGUAUAAA